AUGGCUGCUGCUUUUGACGACGAAGAUCUGUCCGUCUCCCUCGCGACAUAUCCCCGAGGUCCUAACAGGCCACACGACCGACCAGACGAAGCAAUGGAUAGCUCCAAUCCGGCAGCCAUGGCCAUGCCGCCGCCACCGCGGCCAAACAACGGCAGCCACAGCAGUAAAUCAUCGAUACAGUCGCCCACAACGCGCCGAGAUAUGCAACGAUUAGAUCAAUAUAAAACGGUCAAGGUGCUGGGCGAAGGCUCUUUUGGCAAGGUCAAGCUGGCAAUUCACCAGCCCAGUGGGCGACAGGUCGCGCUUAAGAUCAUCCCCCGUCGAAAAUUGCUGUCAAGAGAUAUGGUUGGACGGGUUGAGCGUGAAAUUCAAUACCUACAAUUGCUCCGACAUCCGCAUAUUAUAAAGUUAUAUACUGUCAUUCCUACAAAGUCCGAUAUCGUCAUGGUUUUGGAAUAUGCAGAAAGAGAACUGUUCGACUACCUCGUCAAGCGCGGAAAAUGUAACGACGACGAGGCACGCAAGUUCUUCCAGCAGAUUAUUUGUGCAGUCGAGUAUUGCCAUCGGCAUAAGAUCGUCCACCGGGAUUUGAAGCCUGAAAACUUGUUGAUCGAUAGCGAUAAAAACGUCAAGAUUGCAGAUUUUGGACUCAGUAACAUUAUGACGGAUGGCAACUUCUUAAAAACAAGCUGUGGAAGCCCUAAUUAUGCCGCGCCAGAAGUCAUUUCGGGAAAGUUAUAUGCAGGGCCGGAAGUCGAUGUGUGGAGUUGUGGAGUCAUAUUAUACGUUCUUCUUGUCGGGCGAUUACCGUUUGACGACGAUUAUAUCCCUGCUUUGUUCAAGAAGAUUGCCGCAGGAAAUUUCCAUAUGCCUUCAUACAUCUCGCCAGGAGCCGCGAGGCUCAUCAGAGCCAUGUUACAAGUUCAUCCCGUCCAACGAAUCAGUAUCCCUGACAUCCGGCAGGAUCCAUGGUUUCUCCAGGAUCUUCCUGCGUAUCUUCAACCGCCGCCAGAAGAAUUCGUCACUACAGGGGUUGACCCUAACAAAGCGGUUGACCGUCGCAAGAUUGCUCCUGGAAAGCCUACAUCUGUGCAGCAGAAGAUCCACGAGCUCGCUGUGACAAAAUUAGAGCACAGUAUGGGCUACCGGAAGCAUGAGAUCGAGGACGCUCUACGGAGGUCAGAGCCUAGUGCAGUCAAGGACGCGUUUUUCAUUAUCGCAGAGAAUGAACUGAUGCAAACGAAUUCUCCGCAAGACGAUACUCUCGAUUUGCCUUCUCCAACAGCACCUUCGUCCCCACCAGCGCAGGAUAGAGGCGCUUUCAGUUCACCACGGGCACCAAAAACAGCCGCGGCAGCUCUCCGGCAUGAACAUGCUCUUGCUCCGUUAACACCGCAAGCUCGAGAAGCAACACCACCACCAGCAUCGUCACCAAUUCAACCUUCAUCUACCUGGGAGGCUAAUGCUCAAACCAUGCAUGUUGAUGAGUCACGUGUGAGCCAUGUUAGAAUUCUUCCCACAAGUCUUCCGUACGUCCAUGACCAGAUUAUGGAGCAAAGGGAUGGCAUCAGAGAACGCGCUAGGAAGCAGAAAAACUAUAGCUCUGUACCCGAUGCGGAACAAGAAAUUGAUCAUCCCGUGGAACGCACCCCAGAGCAACAGGCGGCGACAUUCAGGGCUUUGAAGCCUCAUUCUCGCAGUGUUGUUGAUUUUGAUAAACUACGUUUAGAACCACCACAGAAGUUCCACACAACGCCCAUGCCACCGAAGAGGUCCAGAAAAUGGCAAUUUGGCAUUCGUUCCCGAAAUCAACCUUACGAGGCGAUGUUAUGUCUCUAUAGAGCCAUUGAAGCGGUGGGCGGGGUUUGGGAAAUCAUUCCCGCAGAACCAGAUGGCGACGCACCCUUCGAACCAGACCCAAACAAACCACUGCCUUUGCAGCGCAAGUAUCCAGACCUACCAUCAGAGUAUUACAUCCCCAAGGAUCCCUGGUUUAUUCGCGCACGUUUGUUAAAGGAGGGCGUGACUGCUCCGGGCGUUUCACUUAGCGCCCACAGCAGUCGCAGUGACUUGGGCGACCUCCGGCGCAAAGUGAAUUUGAUGAAUGCCUCCAUCAGUGCCGAAGAGAAAGCCGCCAUUACCGCAGCCGUACAAGCCAAUGCCGAGAGCGCGGGUGGAAGUGGCAGUGGUGGUGCUAGUGGAGCUUCAUCUCUUGAACUGCAAUCAAUGCGUAUAUCAUACGGAGUCUGGGUAUUUAUCGAUAUUCAACUAUAUCAACUCGAAGCCAAUAAUUAUAUGGUCGAUUUCAAAUGUGAUGGCUACCAGAACGUGAUUCGUGCGGACAUGGAUGGCGAGUGGCGACCGGUCAGCAAACGCAUUCGCAAUAAGGAGAAGGAAGUGACAAGUCCAUAUCCUUAUUUGGACGUUGCAUCUGAUCUGGUGGCUCAACUUGCAAUAGCGAGCUAG
Messenger RNA from Talaromyces atroroseus, 2466 nucleotides. RefSeq lists its product as hypothetical. Gene Ontology annotation, biological process: protein phosphorylation; intracellular signal transduction. Lineage: Eukaryota; Fungi; Ascomycota; Eurotiomycetes; Eurotiales; Trichocomaceae. The coding region runs from base 1 to 2466 and encodes 821 amino acids. Gene Ontology annotation, molecular function: protein serine/threonine kinase activity; ATP binding. The record is from RefSeq and is a predicted model, not a curated record. Gene Ontology annotation, cellular component: cytoplasm. The transcript is spliced from 4 exons.